GCGCCUCACUUCGACUCCUAAAUAAAAAGUCUCCCAAUUCCAAAAUCAAACCGCCCCGCCACAAACAACCGCCAAACCCUUCUCUUCAUCACCACCACCACCAGAAUGGUCCAAUUCCACGAGCAAAUAAUUGGAGAACUUCUAGAAGAUCCGAACGGCGGUCUAGUAGUCCUCUCCUCCGGCCUCUCUCUCCCAAAACUCAUCUCCUCUCUCCUCCACCUCCACUCCUCCACCACCGGAACCCUCCUCCUCCUCUCUCCUCCUUCUCUCAAAUCCCUCAUCCUCCACCACCACCACUCUAACCACCCUCAACUACCUUCCGAAAUCUCCGCCGAAUUUCCCGCUAACCACCGCCUCUCUCUCUACUCCUCCAACUCCAUCUUCUUCAUCACCCCUCGCAUCCUCAUCGUGGAUCUCUUGUCCAACAAGCUCUCUCCUUCUCUCAUCUCCGGCCUCGUCAUCCUCAACGCUCACUCUCUCUCCGAGACCUCCACCGAAGCCUUCAUCGUCCGCAUCCUCCGGUCCUCCAACAGAGACCUCUACGUCCGAGCUUUCUCCGACAAGCCUCACGCGAUGGUCUCCGGCUUCGCCAAAGCCGAGCGCACCAUGAAAUGCCUUUACCUCAAGCGCCUCCACCUCUGGCCGAGAUUCCAGGUCCACGUCGCGGAGGAGCUCGAGCGGGACCCGCCGGUUGUGGUCGACGUCAGGGUUCCGAUGACGAAGUACAUGGUUGGGAUUCAGAAGGCUAUUAUUGAGGUUAUGGAUGCGUGCUUGAAGGAAAUGAGGAAGACUAAUAAGGUUGAUGUUGAGGAUCUGACGGUGGAGAAUGGCUUGUUCAAGUCGUUUGAUGAGAUUGUGAGGCGGCAGUUGGAUCCGAUUUGGCAUACCUUGGGGAAGAAGACGAAGCAGCUUGUUUCCGACUUGAAGACCUUGAGGAAACUCUUGGAUUAUCUCGUUAGGUAUGAUGCAGUGACUUUUUUGAAGUAUUUGGAUACGCUGAGGGUGUCGGAGAGUUUUCGGUCUGUUUGGAUAUUUGCAGAGUCGAGCUAUAAGAUAUUUGACUAUGCAAAGAAACGGGUAUAUCGUUUUGGGAGGUCAGAUGGUGCGAAAUCAAGUGGGCAGGGUAAGAGCGUGACAGGCAAAAAGAGAAAAUCAAAGGGGGAUGACAAGAAUGAGAAAGAAGUUGGCGGUACUUCGUUAGCAAGUACAAGUAGUGGGUUAGUUUUGGAGGAAGUCUUGGAGGAGGCACCAAAGUGGAAGGUGUUACGUGAGGUUCUUGAAGAGAUAGAAGGGGAAAGACAAAAGCAGAGAGAAGAGUUUCAGGUUGAAGGUGAAGAAAAUGAUAGUGGUAUUGUUCUAGUGGCAUGCAAAGAUGAACGCUCCUGCAUGCAGCUUGAAGAAUGCAUCUUGAACAGUACACAGAAGGUCAUGCGUGAAGAAUGGGAGAAGUACUUACUAAACAAAGUAGACCUGCGUGACCUACAAACACGUUAUAAAAAGAAACCAAAGGAUCCCAAAGGUUUUGGGGUUCUUGAUGGCAUUGUCCCCAUAACACCGGCGCAGAAUGCACAGGCUAGCAGCAGCAUAAACAAGCAGGAACAUGAUGCACUUUUGGCUGCCGCAUCAGAGUUAAGAAGUCAAGCUAAAAAGGAUUGUGCUAUUGGAGAUGAUCCGCAGCCUCAUGAUGGCAGCAAAAAAGGUGGAAAAGGAAAAGGAAAGGGAAGGAGUAAGAAAGGCCCGGCUAAUGUUCAGAGUCUUGGGAAUAAAAAGGCAGCAAGGAAUGAUAAAGUUGAAACAUCAGAUUCAGAAAACGAAGGCAAAAAAGAUGAAAUCAAUCCAGCCACUGUAGACAAAUCAAUUCUUUGGAAGCAUACUCAAGAGUCUAAUAUUACAGGAUCCAGAACUGCUAAGCCACUGCCACCGGUGCACUUUUAUGCCCUAGAAAGUGAUCAGCCUAUACUGGACACUUUGAAGCCCUCUGUAAUUAUUGUAUACCAACCAGACAUAACUUUUGUCAGGGAAAUUGAAGUUUAUAAAUCUGAGAAUCUAUCAAAAAAUUUGAAGGUUUACUUUCUUUUCUAUGAAGAUUCUACUGAAGUGCAAAAGUUUGAGGCUAGUAUAAGGAGGGAGAAUGCAGCCUUUGAAUCUCUGAUCAGGCAGAAAUCAAUGAUGAUGAUUCCAGUUGAUCAGGAUGGGCGCUGUCUGGGAUUAAAUUCUUCUGUAGAGCCACAAGCCUCAAGUUCCCAAAACUCUAUAACAAGAAAGGCAGGUGGAAGGAAGGAAAUUGAGAAAGAGAUGCAGGUAAUAGUGGACAUGAGGGAGUUUAUGAGCAGUCUUCCAAAUAUUCUCCACCAGAGGGGUAUGCGCAUAAUUCCAGUAACCUUGGAAGUAGGGGAUUAUAUUAUCUCACCAUUAGUAUGUGUAGAGAGAAAGAGUAUCCAAGAUCUUUUUAUGAGCUUCACAUCAGGUCGCCUUUACCACCAAGUAGAGACAAUGGUCCGCUAUUAUAAAAUACCUGUUCUCCUGAUUGAGUUUUCACAAGACAAAAGUUUUUCAUUUCAGUCUGCAAGUGAUAUUGGUGAUGAUGUGACGCCAAACAGUAUUAUAUCGAAACUUUCUUUGCUCGCUCUCCAUUUUCCCCGUCUGCGAAUCAUCUGGUCUCGGAGUCUGCAUGCUACAGCUGAAAUAUUUGCUUCACUCAAGGCAAAUCAGGAUGAACCUGACGAGACCAAAGCAAUGCGAGUUGGUGUUCCCUCUGAAGAGGGUAUUGUGGAAGAUGAUGUGAGAGCUGAAAACUACAAUACAUCUGCAAUUGAGUUUCUGAGACGACUCCCAGGUGUGACAGAUUCAAAUUACAGGGCUAUAAUGGAUGGAUGCAAUAGCCUGGCAGAUCUCGCCCUUCUUCCUGUAGAGAGAUUAGCUGAACUAAUGGGUGGUCAGAAAGCUGCUAGGACUCUCAGGGAAUUCCUUGAUGCAAAGUAUCCAACCUUGUUAUGAGGGUUAGUAGCAAGUCAUCCAGAAACGACACCUAAUUAAUUCAUUUGUUUGGAUAUUUGAUUUAUUCAUUAGUGCAUUACUAUUGAAAUUUUGUAUUUAGGGUUUUAUGAGAUCAUUAUUCCCGUCCCUGUGUUGCGGGUCAAAACUGCCUCUUCCCCCUCCCCAAAGAGCCAAAGAAAAAAGAGGAUGAUUAAUGUCUCCUCUAUGGUUCCCAUGUAUUGCUAGCUGAUCCAUUGUAAUUGUAAUUUUUAAAUUAAAUAGAUUAUCUGGCCGUUUCAUUGGCAAUCUAUUGAA
Molecule: messenger RNA, 3291 nt
Organism: Quercus lobata
Lineage: Eukaryota; Viridiplantae; Streptophyta; Magnoliopsida; Fagales; Fagaceae
Gene: UVH1
Product: Restriction endonuclease, type II-like superfamily protein
Exons: 9
Coding region: 106-2997 (963 amino acids)
Biological process (GO): resolution of meiotic recombination intermediates; double-strand break repair via homologous recombination; nucleotide-excision repair involved in interstrand cross-link repair
Cellular component (GO): nucleotide-excision repair factor 1 complex
Molecular function (GO): damaged DNA binding; single-stranded DNA binding; single-stranded DNA endonuclease activity
Source: RefSeq, a predicted model, not a curated record